Halichondria panicea is the source of this 2429-nucleotide messenger RNA. RefSeq names its product probable outer membrane protein PmpE. The coding region runs from base 162 to 2309 and encodes 715 amino acids. The transcript is spliced from 2 exons. NCBI's taxonomy places the organism in Eukaryota, Metazoa, Porifera, Demospongiae, Suberitida, Halichondriidae. The record is from RefSeq and is a predicted model, not a curated record.
GUAGUGAGUCUACCACAGAUGGCCAUCCAUUAUGUGGUUGAAAUGGCCAAACUCCCCUAAGUGGAUGCAUGGAAUGGGGAAAUCACUAACACACAAUAUUUAAAGUGCUCAUUGACUAGCAGAAGUAGUGAAGUAGUGAAGAGUGCAGCAUCCAUUAAACAAUGCUGUCUAGAAAUAUUCUCAGCUGGUUAGUACUACUGACCAUAGCUACUGUUACCAGGAGUGAGCACUAUCACAUUGUGCCAGUGGAUUCAACCGACUUGUGUAAUGGAUAUCGAAAUGGAACUUGUUUCACUCUCCAGCAGCUUGUUCAAACAGAUCUGUUAUCUGGUGGAGAUAAUCUCACCUUGAGCUUUCUACCUGGAGAUCAUGUGUUAACUGAGCAGUUAUUGAUUAGUAACUUCUCAAAUGUGCACAUCACUGGCCAGAACACAAAUACAACUGUCGUUGGAUUCCAUAGCAAUGGUGCGAUACGUUUUGUUAGUCUUACCAAAUUAAAUAUUGAACAUUUGGGCUUCAUCGGAGUGAAUGUUGGACCACUAAACACACAACAAGGAUUGAUCAUUGUUGGUGCCUACAAUGUUUACAUCAAUGACUGCAACUUCAUGGAUUUUGUAUUACUCAAUCAGGCAGAACCCCACAUAGUUACGAUCACUAAUACACAAACUGCAACAAUUGAGAGCACUCUCUUUAUGAACAACAUUGGUCGGGCACUGCACGUUGAGGCUGAUGAGGAUGUGAACAUAAUAAAUAGCGAGUUCACUAGAAAUGAUGGAGGUGCGGUUAACAUUAAAUCAAACAACUCUCUGAUCAACAACACAAAGUUCCACUGUAACAGUGCUUGGAGCGGAGGAGCAGUAGAAGUGGUAUCUGGUACUGUAGUGAUCACUUGGUGUAACUUCACAAAUAACAAUGCUUCUGACAAUGGUGGAGCAAUUCAUGUUGACUCAGGCAGUAGUGUGUCCAUCUCUCACAGUGAGCUGACAAACAACAGUGCUGUUUAUGAUGGUGGAGCAAUUGGUGUUUACUCAGGUAAUUUGUUAAUCUUGAACAGUGAGCUGGCAUACAACAGAGCUGGCUAUGGUGGAGCAAUUCGUGUUGAUUUAGGCAGUAGUGUGUCCAUCUCCAACAGUGAGCUGACAAACAACAGUGCUGUUUAUGAUGGUGGAGCGAUUAAUGUUGUUGCAUCAGGUAGUGUUUCCAUCUCCAACUCUGAGCUGACAAAUAACAGUGCUGGCUAUGGUGGAGCGAUUCGUGUUGACUCAGGCAGUAGUGUGUCCAUCUCUCACAGUGAGCUGACUAACAACAGUGCUGUUUAUGAUGGUGGAGCAAUUGGUGUUUACUCAGGUAAUUUGUUAAUCUUGAACAGUGAGCUGGCAUACAACAGAGCUGGCUAUGGUGGAGCAAUUCGUGUUGAUUUAGGCAGUAGUGUGUCCAUCUCCAACAGUGAGCUGACAAACAACAGUGCUGUUUAUGAUGGUGGAGCGAUUAAUGUUGUUGCAUCAGAUAGUGUUUCCAUCUCCAACUCUGAGCUGACAAAUAACAGUGCUGGCUAUGGUGGAGCGAUUCGUAUUGACUCAGGCAGUAGUGUGUCCAUCUCUCACAGUGAGCUGACAAACAACAGUGCUGUUUAUGAUGGUGGAGCAAUUGGUGUUUACUUAGGUAAUUUGUUAAUUUUGAACAGUGAGCUGGCAUACAACAGAGCUGGCUAUGGUGGAGCAAUUCGUGUUGAUUUAGGCAGUAGUGUGUCCAUCUCCAACAGUGAGCUGACAAACAACAGUGCUGUUUAUGAUGGUGGAGCGAUUAAUGUUGUUGCAUCAGAUAGUGUUUCCAUCUCCAACUGUGAGCUGACAAAUAACAGUGCUGGCUAUGGUGGAGCGAUUCGUGUUGACUCAGGCAGUAGUGUGUCCAUCUUCAACAGUCAGCUGACACACAACAGUGCUAACCAUGGUGGAGCAAUUAGUGUUUACAAAGGUAGCAUGUCCAUCUCCAACAGUGACCUGGCAUACAACAAUGCUUUCUACGGUGGAGCGAUUCGUGUUGACUCAGGCAGUAGUGUGUCCAUCUCCAACAGUGAGCUGACAAGCAAUAGAGCUGUCUUUGAUGGAGUGAUUUAUGUUCUAUCUGCCAACACGUCCAUCAUUAACAGUACGCUAGCCAACAACCGUGUUAACCAGGGAGUGAUUUAUGUUCUAUCUGCCAACACGUCCAUCAUUAACAGUACGCUAGCCAACAACCGUGCUCACCAGGGAGUGAUUUAUGUUUACCAGUCUGCCUUGAUCUUGAAAGGAACUAACAUUACUAACUAGUGUUCAAGCUGGCGCUGUGCUAAUGCCUCUCGCCAUGUUUUUGCUUUCGCUGAAAAGUAUUAGAGUGUUAUAUUAGUUUCUAUAAUGAAUUUUAUAUUAAAGUUAACUUAUCUAUAUAAA